GCGGACCUGGGAGCACCUAUGGAGGACAGUGAUUUGGAGGGAAGUAACGGGGGGGAAAGAUUUUGGUCAAGAGGAUGAGGAAAGUGGAGGGGAGGACUUGGAGGGGACGACUUGGAUAAGGAUGAAAGAUGAAGUGAAUAGGGGCGUCGAGGAUUCUGAGGACGGUGAAGAUGAAGAAGACGUCGAGGGGCGGGGAGAGGCCGUGUGUGGUUUCGGAGGUUUCGAGUUGGUGGGGGAUUCCGAUUGCUCAGUUCUUUGCCGCAAUUUCAUAAUCGACAUCUGGCAAUACUUUCUCCACCGUUUCAUGCACGCCGACAUUAAGCAAUUCCAUUCAUGGCGCCACCGCCUUUACGUACCCUACGCCUUUGGGUCGUUAUACAACUACCAAUUGGAGGGAUUUCUCUUAGACACCCUUGGUGCUGUCAUUGCGGAAUGGGCUAUGGGCCUGAGCACGCGACAGGCGAUGCCCCUGUUUAGCGUGUCGAGUUUGAAGACUGUGGAUGAUCAGUACGGAUACAAUUUCCGUGGGACCCGUUACAGAUGUUUACGGUGAAUAAUGCGGAUUAUCAUGAUAUCCACCAUCAGGUAAUUGGAAUCAAGUCGAAUUUUUCACAGCCAUUUUUCGUGCGUUGGGAUGCGUUGCUGGGGACGCGGAUGACGCGGCGCCGGCAGGAUAUCGAUAGCCCGUCUUCCGGUGAUGUGCAGCUGCCCAUCCCGAGUGGUGGGACUGGCUUGGUUUGGCACGCAUCCAGAGUGCGUUGAGCAAGGAGAUGGAGGAAGAACAGAAGGAGCAGAAGAAGGUCCACCAAAAGAGUUUAUCAGGGAGAGGAAGCGGAGGCCAAGAGACCAAGUCUCAAAUUUCGACUCAUGGAUUUCCAGCUCACAGACUCGGUCACACUAUCAAUGGUUGCUGCUUGCAACUCACAACCUUUCUAAGCACAUCUUUGAAUAUAUCCUC
Molecule: messenger RNA, 958 nt
Organism: Laccaria bicolor S238N-H82
Lineage: Eukaryota; Fungi; Basidiomycota; Agaricomycetes; Agaricales; Hydnangiaceae
Exons: 3
Coding region: 122-553 (143 amino acids)
Source: RefSeq, a predicted model, not a curated record